GGCGGACCCGUCCCUGCGCCGGGGGCGGAGCCUGCGUGCCGUAGACGCGGAGCUGCGCCGGCUGGAUCAUGGCGGCUCCCAGCGCGCUGCUGGUGAUGGGCGUGAGCGGCGCGGGAAAGUCAACCGUGGGUGCCAUGCUGGCUUCUGAGGUAGCCAUUCCUAGCCUCCCUGGUGCACAUCCUGUGCUGUGUCUCAUUGCUCCUCUCUCCUCUGGCCUGGAAUGCUGGGCUGGAAAUUUUAUGAUGCAGACGACUACCACCCUGAGGAGAACCGAGCGAAGAUGAGAAAGGGGAUACCACUGAGUGACCAGGACAGGAUCCCGUGGCUCUGCCACUUGCAUGACGUUUUACUAAGAGAUACAGCCUCAGGACAGCGCGUGGUUCUAGCCUGCUCAGCCCUGAAGAAAAUGUACAGAGACAUCCUAACAAGAGGAAAAGAUAGUGCACCUCCAAAAUAUGGGGGGUCAAAAGAAGAGAAGCCAGCGGAAGUGCAGCUAUUGGUGAUCCAUCUGAGCGGCUCAUUCAAGGCCAUCUCUGGACGCUUGCUCCAAAGGAAAGGACAUUUCAUGCCCCCUGAGUUACUGCAGUCCCAAUUUGAUACUCUGGAGCCCCCGACAGCCCCAGAAAACUUCAUCCAAAUCAGCGUGGACAAAAAGCUUUCAGAGAUCAUUACUACAGUUAUAGAAACUCUGAAAGUAAAGCAAGACUCAUUUCCUGUCAGUGCUCUAGAACUGGCUUGAAUCUGUCCCAUUUCAAAUUCAAAUCUUGCUGGAGUCUCCUUGCCCAUGCUGUAUUCUAAAUCCUUAAAGUGCACAAACCAAGGUGCGAUAAGAUACAUUUGCCUAAUUGCAAUUGUAGGAACUUGUGAUGUACUUGGCAUCAUGGGCUGCACAGGGGGAGAAGGAGAAAGGAAAUUGAAAAGUAAAGCUAAGAUUGAAGUUGAAAUUAAUGUGAUGCAAUCAGAUGACUACAGGAAAUUCAUAAUCCAUGCUGGAUUAGUCAUAGUCAUUACCUGGUUUAGAACAUUCUCCUUCAUGUCUGUAUGUUAAUAAUAAAUGAAACAUGGCUGUUCUUGGCAUCCCCUAGAAAUUGGUCUCAGGAACAAAAAUGUGCAGAGUCGGCCACCUACCUGCAAGUCACUUCAUGCACUUAAUCUGUUCCAGUUUCUGUCCUUGAGCUGUGGUUCACAGCAGUGGCUCUCAAACUGAGGUCUCCAAGGCCAUUAACAACAGCACAAGUGAGCUGUGUCCAGUUGACCCAGCAGCCUCAGACAAACAUGUUUAUCAGCAGCAAAACCCAAGUUUCUUGCCUUCUGGCUAAAAUUAUGUCAACUCAAACUCAACACUGUCUCUACUAAGCACUUGUGUCAUGUAUGUGGUUGUAAUUUAAACAGAAAAUUGCAUAACUACUAAUUAAAAGGGGUUGUUUUGAAAUUUAAA
This is a messenger RNA of Cavia porcellus (domestic guinea pig), 1438 nucleotides long. It is a transcript of the gene Idnk, whose product is annotated as IDNK gluconokinase. The coding region runs from base 221 to 739 and encodes 172 amino acids. Gene Ontology annotation, molecular function: gluconokinase activity. NCBI's taxonomy places the organism in Eukaryota, Metazoa, Chordata, Mammalia, Rodentia, Caviidae. The transcript has 5 exons. Gene Ontology annotation, cellular component: cytoplasm. The record is from RefSeq and is a predicted model, not a curated record.